This is a messenger RNA of Chara braunii, 1215 nucleotides long. The record is from the annotation of a GenBank genome assembly. Lineage: Eukaryota; Viridiplantae; Streptophyta; Charophyceae; Charales; Characeae.
CCGCAGACCACCGUCUCUCCUCCUUCCCCGCCGCGACUACCGACUCGUCGAGCCAUUCGCUCAGCCCGUUGCAGCGAGCAGCUUGCUACUCGCAAGGACGUUGUAUCCUCUCUUCUGGACUUGAGCAUGCUCCAGGCUCGUCAGGAGCGACUCACCCUCCAUGUCGCUGCACUGCGUCGCCUUCUCGCCAUCCUCUCUGACCCUGAUCGCACCCUCCCGAUCAUCCCCGUACGACUCAGGACCUCCACGAGGGUGUACUCAGCGCUGUGGGAUUCCGGUUCUCAGGGCGACUUCAUUCACCCACGCGUGGUGAAGGAAGCCCGCUUACCCACGACAGGGUCUCCGACUCCCACCUCCGUUACCCUAGGGGAUGACAAGACCCAGCGCUUCUUCGAUCAGACGGUCACCGACCUCCCCUUCUUCCUCACUCUCGAGCCUACUGAGCGUUCCCCGGCUUCUCGUCGCCACCGCUCCUUUGCACAUUUCGAUGUGAUGGAGACGGGGUACGACUUCAUUCUCGGCACUCCGUGGUCUCGUCGGUUCCGCAGCAACGAGGCCGGUUUGGCGACCAACACUCUCGUUCUCAAAACGAAGUGUGGACAGACGUAUCGCGUACCUUUCAUAGGUACCACGGCGACACCACACCCCGAUCCUCCUCCCCUGAAGCCUUCAGUGCCCACACCAUCUCCCUCUAUCACUGUCACCUCGCCUCGGCAGUUCGCUCACUUCAUUCGACAGGACGACGUCACCUUCUUUAUGGUGGACGUGACGGAUCUCUUACACUAUGAUCCACCCUGUCCCGACGUCGAGCUCAUCCCUCUGGAGCCAGAUCCUCCCUCUAUCUCCAUGGCUCCCAUCUYUACUUCCGUCCCUCCGCCGUCCGUCGAGUCCACCCCGCCGUUGCGCGCUGACGCUGACGCUGAGGAACUCGCACGAUAUACGGCUGACUUGGAGCCCGCAGUUCGUGACCUCAUCCACGAGUACCAUGACGUUUUCCCAUCGUCGUUCUCGUACGCCGGCAUCCCACCGAUGCACAACGUCGAGCACUCCAUUCAACUCGUACCUGACUAUCGUGUUCACCACCAGGCACUCUACAGACUCUCGAUCCCCGAGGCCACCGAACUCAAGCAUCAGCUUGAGGAGCUCCUGAGACUGGGUUUCAUUAAACCCAGCAACUCCCCGUGAGGUGCACCCGUCCUCUUUGCUCGCAAAGCG